AUUUUGUUUCCGAUAUAUAAUAGUAAAACUUGCCCAACGGGUAUUCAAAUAGCAGGCGACAUUAACCUAUCGUACAGCGGAGGCUUAAGCGCCCUAUUGUACGAAUAUUUAACGCGUCGAUAUAAAAUAUAGCUAUGUUCGGAGUCACCCAGCUGUGACAUUUCAUGCAAUAUAAACUGUCAAACGUUCGUGUGUGAAUAUUUAACAGUUGUGACGAAAAUGGAGUGUUGUGUGUGUUAGCGGAUAUACAGUUACACUAUCAACGAUGGCGUCUCAGAAAGAAGCAGGCUUACCACACCCAGUGUGGGACACGGAAUCAGUGUGUUUAAAGGAUUUUCUUAUGACUCACGAUGUGCCUUGUAUUUCAAAGGUGGUUAAGGGGCAGUUUCUUAACAUAGGGGCCGCGCGUUUCAUCCCUUUGAAAAAAUUACACCAGGAAGUGCUAGUUCACUCGAUAAAGACUGGAUUAAAAGUUCUCGGACAUUCUAUGCACAAAGUUGACAACCGGGACGGACGGACACACAAACUCCUCCCGUUAGAACAAAGGGUGUCAAUACCAAUGACUUACAAGGGUUGGUUCGAGUUGGUGUCGGAAAACGGUCGAAUUGCCAAGCCUAUCGAAAACGUGCGCGAUCUUGCCAAAUUGUUCCCCGUUGUUAACAACGUAUUGGUUAGACAAAACAUAAAAGCCUAUCAUGGGAAUGACCGCGAUGGUAUGAUGACAUUCGACAAGACGAAAGUCGUCAUUGCGGGGGAGCAACUAAAAAUAGUCGGUGAUUUAACUAUUCAAACCCCAUCCAAUAUUGAUGGUUUAGUUCGCCUGCUUAAGUGUACGGAUGUUAGGGGAGAUGCGCUAUACCUUAGUUUCGACCAAAGAGGACUCUUUACUCCAAUCGCCAACGAAACUGACGUCACUGGGGUGUUUCUUAUCAAGGAUAUCAUAAACCGCUUCAGGUUACCGUUGACCGUGAAACUUGUUCAAGGGGUGUGGCCAAAGGUGGAUACAACGCGGUUCACGGGAUUAAUACGUCUCGACUGGGCGUAUACGGACGAAAUAGCGUUCGUGUGCCCGCUGGACCGGACUGUGCCCCGUAUCUACCCGAUACCUACCGAGGUCAGCCUUAGACUUGUGACCGCCGUUAACAGCGAAGAGCUCAAGGCAAACGAAGCGUUCACGAACAUAAUGGUGAAGUGUAACCGCCUAGUUUCUAAUUAUCAUAACACAAUACAUUUGAUUAUAUCUGUGCCGGAGGGGGUUAUGAAAGCAACGAGUCAUUCGAUGGCAAACAUGUAUUCAGACACAAACUCCAAAAUAAAGACACCAGAAAAAGCCCCAAGCCUGAUCAAACGCUCCAAAAGCAAGGAGGACAUUCUUCAUGAUGAGCUUGAUGAUCUCUAUGGUUACCUGAGGGAGGGCAAGCAGCCGCCCGUCGGCAAGUACACGCGAACUCGGGACUCCGACGAGGAAACCUAUUACGAAGAACCGGAAUUCGAGCCUAUGACUAAAUUUAAGUCACGACUCGAGAUGCUGGAUAGUGGUGACGUCAUUGGUAGCAGGCGUAACACGAACUACACGUUAGUGGACCCAAGGUCGGCGUUAGACGCCAACCAUAACCGGGUUGUAGUGACCGGGCAUAGUCCACCAAAAGACAUCCCCCCUGAACUUCCGCCACGCCAAUACAUACAGACGGACUCUUCCCCUGUCAUUCACACAGUUCACACAAUGGUUAUUAAAUCUGACGGUAACCUUAGUUCAAGUCCGGGGUCAGGGUCAAGCCCAGUAUCAAUUCACAUGAGUACCCCAAAGUCGCAACCACUGUUUGCGAGAAAAAUCUCCACAAUAAGCAUGACAAACUCACGCGGAAGUAAAAGUAGCAGUGACGGUAAAAAGGACAUGGACUCUAAAGAAAAUAGAAGCAAUAGUUCUGGCUCUGCCCCUAAAAUGCACAGAAAAUCAUCUAUGCCGUUGUUGUAUCUGUAGUAAAGCACGACAUUUUUAGUGAUUUAGUAACAUUUUUGAGCGAAAAUAAUUCACGGCGUAAUAUUUUAUCAAUUUAUGGCUAAAAACACAUUUUAUAUUUCAUUAUUUGACACAAAAAAUUAUUAUUAUUAAUAGUUUUAUUAUUAUCAUAAUUGUAAUAAUAAUUAUGAUUAACCCAUUUAUGCCUGGUGGACUCUUCCAUCCUUCUAAAUUUGAUCAAUUUAUUUCCAAAAUUAGGGAUGUCUAGUAAACUUAUUUCUAUAUUUAGAAUAUUUCUUACAGAAAUUCCUUUAAGCAAACAGCGCAGACCCAGAUGAGACGCCGCAUGAUGCGGCGUCUCAUCUGGGUCUACGCUGUUUGCCAAGGCCUUUUUCUAGACGCUAGGCAUAAAUGGGUUAAUUAUUAUUGAAUGCAUUAUUAUUUUGUUUAUGGUUGUGAUAUGUGGAGAUUAUUCUUGCAUUUAUAUAUUUAAAGCUUGUGAGAUUUAUUGUACUGUUUAUAUCUUGCAAUUUUAUUGUAAUUUCAAUUAUAAAACUAAUAAUACUU
This is a messenger RNA of Dreissena polymorpha, 2527 nucleotides long. RefSeq lists its product as uncharacterized. The transcript has a single exon. The record is from RefSeq and is a predicted model, not a curated record. Bases 266 to 1981 code for a protein of 571 amino acids. Lineage: Eukaryota; Metazoa; Mollusca; Bivalvia; Myida; Dreissenidae.